Dermacentor silvarum is the source of this 567-nucleotide messenger RNA. RefSeq lists its product as uncharacterized. The record is from RefSeq and is a predicted model, not a curated record. NCBI's taxonomy places the organism in Eukaryota, Metazoa, Arthropoda, Arachnida, Ixodida, Ixodidae. Gene Ontology annotation, cellular component: membrane. Bases 154 to 567 code for a protein of 137 amino acids. The transcript is spliced from 5 exons. Gene Ontology annotation, molecular function: ATP binding.
UAUGGCGCGCGCACUCGGCGUCCAAGUGUUCGAGCGAUCGCGACAGACCGACCUUCUUGCUUGACCUACCGCAACCUUCGGCUGCCUGCGCGCUUUGAUUUACAGCCAGGUUCGCCAAGCAGUUGGCACGCGUUGCAUUGCACGGAGUCAGCCAUGGAAAAUGAGACGAAAACGAGCGCUUCACGAGAAACGAGCAGCAUCUCUGGCGCCAGCGCCGCGGUCGGUCCGGCUACCACGACGUCCGAGCAGCGCGGGGGACAGGAACAGGAAGCCUCGCAGGAGGAAGAAUCAGAGAAGAAAAAGCCAAUCACCAAAUUUGAAGAGGAAGCCCAGCCAGCUCCAUUUUUGCAGCUGUUCAAGUACUCUUCGUUCAAGGACCGCGCCUUCACGGCCAUCGGCUGCGCGGUUGCCGUGGUGACAGGCUUCGCCAUGCCGACUCUAAUCGUGCUUAUGGGACGUCUUCUACGCAAGUUCAUCGUCUUCCAGUCGGUUGCCAGCGAGCUCUGCGGGAACCAAAGUUCUGCUGUAAUACCAUACAUUUACGUUGCUCAGGCGAAUGAAACGUAA